Fraxinus pennsylvanica is the source of this 615-nucleotide messenger RNA. The record is from the annotation of a GenBank genome assembly. NCBI's taxonomy places the organism in Eukaryota, Viridiplantae, Streptophyta, Magnoliopsida, Lamiales, Oleaceae.
AUGGUGUUGAGUUGGGGUGUGAUGGUGGUGUUGAUGCUUGUUGUCGUGGAUUCAGAUCUAGUUGGCGGUGGUGGUGAUAGUGUGUGGUUGGAUGCGAUGGUGGUGGUGGUGGUGGGUGUGUGUACUGUGGGUGCUGUGGUUGGCGACAUUGGUCUCUCACGUCUUAAACACGAAACAUAUUUGACAACAAAGACAGGGAAAGAAGCUAUUGAGUGGGAGCAUAAAAGUAAAAUCCCUGGAAAGAUGCAUGCUUGUGGUCAUGAUGCGCAUGUUGCCAUGCUUAUGGGUGCAGCAAAGAUACUUCAAGAGGAUCACAGUGAUUUAGAGGCUAUUUUUGACGUACAAUAUGAUAAAUAUGCAACUCUCAAAGAGUUCAUGGAGAAAUCCACUUCCUUUAAGGAGUUUCAAUAUGAGCUUCACACACGUUACAAGAAAUUUCUAGACCAACCAACUAGACGACUGGACAAAAUUCAACUAUGGAAGAACGCACAUUACAAGGAUACAAAAGGCUGGAUCCAUCCCGUGGCUGAGGAGAAAUAUGUAAUAAACAAAUAUUACAAGUCUUUGAGUUUAUUAUUUUGGAUUAAGCUAGUCUUCUCAUAUUUUGGAAUUUGA